GUAACACUGAAGAGGCGCGGUCCCAGACAGCGCCGCGAAGGAAAUCAUUUGCGACGUCGCCUAGGACGUGGUGUCUACGAUUUGUUGUCAUGAUGUUCACCUUGGUGCUUCUUGUUCAGCUUUGGUCUGCUUUGAUUCGUGCAACGCAUGCUAUUGAGCCUGGUCCCCAAGGAGACUGCGACACUCCAGACCGCGGAUUCCAAUGCAACAGCUCAAUAUCUCACAACUGGGGCCAGUACUCCCCAUUCUUCUCGGUUCCGUCCGAGAUCGAUGCCUCUGUUCCAUCAGGAUGUGAGGUCACGUUUGCCCAAAUCCUUUCACGGCAUGGCGCCCGGGAUCCAACUGCCGGCACAAGCGCGGCUUACAAGGAAAUGAUCAACCUGAUCCAGUUGUCGGUGACAAACUACGGCGAGGGCUUUGAGUUCAUCAAGGAUUACAAGUACACCCUGGGCGCAGAUCAGUUAUCCGAUUUUGGGCGCCAAGAAUUGGUCAAUUCAGGGCUGAAGUUUUAUAAUCGGUACCGGAGCUUGGCACGGAACAACACACCCUUUUUCCGUUCCGACGGGCAGCAGCGCGUCCUUGAGAGCGCUCAAAAGUGGGCAGAGGGAUUUCAUCAAGCUCUUUUGAACGACAGCGGGAGGGCUGGUGGCCCCAAAGACGCGUUCCCUUACAAGAUGGUCGUAAUCUCUAACGAAGACGGCACAAACAACACGCUGAACCAUAACCUGUGCACGGCUUUUGAGAACUCAAAGUUCGGCAAAGAAGCCCAAAACGAGUUUAGGGACAAGGCCAUGGGCGCUAUGACAGAGCGCGUGAACAUAGGUCUAGAGGGUGCAAACCUCACGACCAAGCAAGCCGUGCAGCUCAUGGAGCUCUGCCCAUUUGAGACCGUGGCGGAUCCCCAAGCCACCCUGUCCCAAUUCUGCACGCUGUUUACGGAGCAAGAAUGGGAGACAUAUGACUACCUCCAGACGCUCGGAAAGUGGUACGGUUACGGUAAUGGCAACCCCUUGGGCCCGACGCAGGGGGUGGGCUUCGUCAAUGAGCUGAUCGCGAGGCUGCUCCAAAAACCCGUCCAAGACCACACCAAUACCAAUUCGACGCUCGACAGUGACCCGUCGACUUUCCCGCUGGACAAAAAGCUGUACGCCGACUUUAGCCACGACAACGACAUGAUGGGCAUCUACGGCGCGCUGGGGAUCUACAAUUCCACGGGCCCGGAUUCGGUCCCCAAGGACAAGAGAAAGAGCCCACAGGAGCUCAGUGGAUUUUCGUCCAGUUGGGCGGUACCGUUCGCGGCGAGGAUGUAUGUCGAAAAGAUGACGUGCUCGGGGCAGAGCGAGGAGCUGGUGAGAAUUUUGGUCAACGACCGGGUGACGCCGCUGCAGAACUGCGACGCCGACGGAAUGGGACGUUGCACGCUGAGCAAGUUUGUUGAGAGCUUAAGCUUUGCGAGGAGUGGAGGCCGCUGGGAUCAAUGUUUUGUCUGA
Molecule: messenger RNA, 1490 nt
Organism: Pyricularia pennisetigena
Lineage: Eukaryota; Fungi; Ascomycota; Sordariomycetes; Magnaporthales; Pyriculariaceae
Exons: 2
Coding region: 90-1490 (466 amino acids)
Molecular function (GO): acid phosphatase activity
Source: RefSeq, a predicted model, not a curated record